This is a messenger RNA of Pleurotus ostreatus (oyster mushroom), 1251 nucleotides long. RefSeq lists its product as uncharacterized. Gene Ontology annotation, molecular function: ATP binding; protein serine/threonine kinase activity. NCBI's taxonomy places the organism in Eukaryota, Fungi, Basidiomycota, Agaricomycetes, Agaricales, Pleurotaceae. Bases 1 to 1251 code for a protein of 416 amino acids. Gene Ontology annotation, cellular component: cytoplasm; Golgi apparatus. The transcript is spliced from 10 exons. Gene Ontology annotation, biological process: regulation of vacuole fusion, non-autophagic; vacuolar protein processing; protein phosphorylation. The record is from RefSeq and is a predicted model, not a curated record.
AUGUCAAUAUCCCAGCAACUAUUCCAUACAUUCGAAACGGUCAAGGAUCAAGCAAGGGAUGCGCUAUGGGCACUUUCUUCUUGCUUAUGCCAGCAGUCUGCGAAAGUCAAGAUAAAUGGACGAACUUUUACGAUUGUCAAAGUCCUGGGCGAGGGAGGGUUCUCCUUUGUAUACCUAGCUCAGGAUGACCAUAGCGGGCGUCAAUUCGCGCUCAAGAAAAUACGGUGUCCGACGGGGAAUGACGGGGUCAAGGAAGCGAUGCGCGAAGUGGAGGCGUACAGGCGGUUUAGACAUCCCAAUAUCAUUCGCAUUCUGGAUUCGGCGGUGGUACAAGACCCUGACGGCGAAGGCAAGAUUGUCUAUCUCUUCCUGCCUCUUUACAAGCGGGGGAAUCUCCAGGAUGCCAUCAACACCAACGUCGUGAACAGAACACACUUUCCAGAGAAAGAGAUGGUCCGUCUAUUCAAGGGGACAUGUGAAGCUAUCCGGGCAAUGCAUGAUUACCGUGCACCUAUCCGUUCAACUCCAAAUUCGAACGCUGCGGCCGCUUCUUCGUCUAGAAAUCAACAAGAAGCUGUUGGUCGACAUUCCGAUGACGACGAACGAUUCCCGCAACCCGAAGGUGAUGCUGAGGGUGGUUAUUCCUACGACGGCGCUUCUGUGCCUCUGGUCACCCGUCAACGAAUUGAGGAACAGGGAGACGUCGUAUUCGAUGGAGACGAAGAAGCCCAGCAAAACGGCACUGCUGACCCUAGUAAAACGGAACACGUCCCGUACGCCCACCGAGAUUUGAAGCCGGGGAACGUUAUGAUUGCGGAUGAUGGUGUUACGCCUAUCCUUAUGGACUUCGGCAGUACGAUCAAGGCGCGUAUAAAAAUCGACACUCGAUCUCAGGCAUUAUUGCAACAGGAUAUCGCCGCAGAGCAAAGCACCAUGGCAUACAGGGCGCCGGAGCUGUUUGACGUCAAAACGGGGCACACGUUGGACGAGAAAGUGGAUAUAUGGUCACUUGGUUGCACGUUAUACGCUCUCGCGUACUCGCAUUCGCCGUUUGAGAACACGCAAACGACAGAGCAGGGUGGUUCGAUCGCAAUGGCCGUUCUCAACGCGCAGUACAAGCACCCCGACUCCGCCUAUUCGCAGGGCUCGAAAGACCUGAUCGAUAGCAUGCUCAAGGUCAAUCCUGACGACCGGCCAAAUAUUCACCAGGUUAUCGAAAAAGCGGAUGCCGUGCUAAGGUCGCUUUCGUGA